Messenger RNA from Pseudomyrmex gracilis, 1218 nucleotides. Its product is annotated as 26S proteasome non-ATPase regulatory subunit 10-like. Lineage: Eukaryota; Metazoa; Arthropoda; Insecta; Hymenoptera; Formicidae. The transcript has 4 exons. The record is from RefSeq and is a predicted model, not a curated record. Bases 445 to 1131 code for a protein of 228 amino acids. Gene Ontology annotation, molecular function: protein binding.
AGAAUACAACGGCGAUUUGUAUACAAACAUAUUUGCGCUUACAAAAAGCGCUGCGCGUAGCAAUACUGUCCAGCAGAAGUAACGCAGCAAUUGCAACUGCUACAUGAAGCCGCUACGUAGCGCUACGUAGCGCUAGCUUCGGCUAAACACACCCACCCAUAGAUAUGUGGCGGAUGAUAGUAGAACAGGAUUGGUUGACUGCCUCCGUGACACCAUGACUGCCUCUGUCGUGUGUUGCACGUGUACCGCAACUUGUGUGUUGUGUGCAGAAAUUUUUGACAGAGUCACUGCCAGUCACUAUCGAUGAUGACAGAGCGAAUCGGCGAUUAAUUGUCGAUAUCUCUAAUCGCAAUUAUUCAAAACGCACGAAAAACGCAUAGUUCGCGCUAAACACAUAUCUAGCUGCUAGAAAUUUCAAGUGAGUCGCAAUUUGCAAAGAAAAAAAUGUCGCAAGAAGGAUCGGUGUACGAUAUGGCAUAUCGCGGCAAAACCGCAGCCGUAAAGAUUCUGUUGAACGAAAACGAGAAACUGAAGACGCAAACAGACAGCAAUGGCAGAAUGUUGAUACACUGGGCGGCUCUGGGAGGUCACGACGAUCUGGUCAAACAUUUGUUGUCCCUUCACGUACCGGUGGAUCCUAGAGAUGACACAGAUAUGACUCCGCUCAUUUUGGCGGCGUCCGCCGGCCGCGAGAAGGUUGUUAACACGUUGCUGAACGAAGGAGCACAUGUGAACGCAACGACGGACAACGGUCACUCGGCGUUGCAGUACGCCGCAUCAAAGAACUGGGUCUCCAUCUGCGGGUCGUUGCUUGACAAAGGUGCCGACGUGAAUAUCGCGGACAAGCGAGGUGCCACGCCGCUGCACAGAUCCGCAUCGAAAGGCAAUAUCGCUAUUGUGCAGCUUCUCGUUGAACAUGGGAAGUUGAACAUAGAUAAGAGGGACGCGUACGGUAACACGCCGUUGCAUCUCGCUUGCGAGGAGAACCGCGUGGAAGAGGCGAAGCUGCUGGUAGAGCACGGAGCGGACAUGACGAUCACCAACAAAGAGAAAAAGACCCCACUAGACCUCGCAAGUCCUGGAUUGGUCCGACAGCUCGAGAAAAUUAAGCGAGAGCCGGAAUCAAAAUAAAACGCGCGCGCGCAUCACUCGUUUUUUUUGUUUAUUUCUUAAGUUUCCUUAAAUAAGUCUCCAAUAAAUUUAUCAUGAUUAAGUUUC